This is a messenger RNA of Xenopus laevis (African clawed frog), 3513 nucleotides long. RefSeq names its product transmembrane protein 184B S homeolog (gene tmem184b.S). Lineage: Eukaryota; Metazoa; Chordata; Amphibia; Anura; Pipidae. Bases 472 to 1752 code for a protein of 426 amino acids. Gene Ontology annotation, cellular component: membrane. The transcript has 12 exons. The record is from RefSeq and is a predicted model, not a curated record. Gene Ontology annotation, biological process: transmembrane transport.
ACUUUGCAUUUGUGGGCGGAGACUUCAGGCAUUCGGUGACGUUUCUGGCUUCGGCUCUCCCACUGACGUCUCCAUGCAAACAAGAGCCAGGCAGGAGUUAGGAUAGAAGGCUAAAACGCAUGCGCGGGUUAGCGGAUCCGGAGACUUCUCCUCAUAGCACCAAUACGCCGCACCUCCGCGACUCAUUCGGCGCAGCACCCCGCCCUGCUGUACCUGUAGGAGUACUUUCACAGUUGUCAUCGGGGUCGUGCUGGAUAAGAGCUGGACACAUUCCGCAUUUGAGGAGCAGAUACAUUUUCAUUCUUUCAUGGGUUCAGAAGACCAGGGAGAUGAUUUCAAUGGUGAUCAUCUUGUAAUCGUAACUGGCUGUUAACUCACAGAGGUCACCAAGAGACAAGAGCCCCAAGGCUGUCACUAGUUUCAUCUCGCAGAGGUCGACUGCUUCUGCAAGAUACUCAAGAGUUGGCUGCCAUGGCAGUGUCCAACUUGGGUGAACUAUCACAACAGGAGGCAAGCAUGGACUCCAGGGAUCCAUCUGCCACCAUUACUGGCACAGUAACUACUUCCGGUCCAAACUUCUCAAAAGCCCUGGAGGAACAACCUUUCACCUUAGAACAACCCACGUUCCUUAUGACAACUACUGCUCAAGCCAUCUCAGGUUUCUUUGUCUGGACUGCCCUGCUUAUCACCUGCCACCAGAUCUAUAUGCACCUGCGCUCUUACAGUUGUCCCAAUGAACAGCGCCACAUUGUGCGGAUCCUCUUCAUUGUCCCAAUAUAUGCCUUUGACUCUUGGCUUAGCCUCCUCUUCUUCACUAAUGAUCAAUACUAUGUUUACUUUGACACAGUAAGGGAUUGCUAUGAAGCAUUUGUCAUCUACAACUUCCUGAGCCUUUGUUAUGAAUACCUUGGGGGUGAAAGCAACAUCAUGACAGAGAUCCGCGGGAAGCCUAUUGAGUCCAGCUGUAUGUAUGGUACGUGCUGCCUCUGGGGAAAGACUUAUUCUAUUGGCUUCCUGCGUUUCUGUAAACAGGCUACUCUGCAGUUCUGUGUAGUGAAACCACUAAUGGCAGCUAUAACCGUGAUUCUGCAGGCCUUUGGGAAGUACAGGGAUGGCGAUUUUAAUGUGGCAAGUGGUUACCUCUAUGUGACCAUUAUCUACAACAUCUCCGUCAGUUUGGCACUCUAUGCUCUCUUUCUCUUCUACUUCGCCACAAGGGAGCUGCUCAACCCAUACAGCCCAGUUCUCAAGUUUUUUAUGGUGAAAUCCGUCAUCUUUCUGUCCUUCUGGCAAGGAAUGCUACUAGCCAUAAUGGAGAAGUGUGGAGCCAUCCCCAAAAUUGACUCUGCAGAGGUGUCUGUGGGAGAGGGAACAGUGGCUGCUGGAUACCAGAACUUUAUCAUCUGUGUGGAAAUGUUUUUUGCGGCUAUUGCUUUACGCUAUGCUUUUACUUACAAGGUUUACUUAGACAAGCGUCUGGAUGCCCAGGCUGUUCCAACCUAUGGCCCAUAUGGCCGCUGUGCCCCAAUGAAGAGCAUCUCGAGCAGCUUGAAAGAGACCAUGAAUCCCCAUGACAUUGUCCAAGAUGCCAUCCACAACUUCUCUCCAGCAUACCAGCAGUACACCCAGCAAUCUACUCUAGAACAAGGCACGAGCUGGCGCAAUGGACAGAUAAUUUCUAGAUCACAGAGUGUAUCAGGAGCUCGGGACACAGAGAAGACUUUGCUUCUGAGUUCUGACGAUGAGUUCUGAUGGGGAAGAUGAAACAGACUGACUCCCGACUGAAAGAGAAAGAAAGAACAGCCAACCAACAAUCUGUAGCUCUGCAAGGAAUUGUUGUCCCUUUUCCUUUAUCCUUCCUGGAUGGACUUCCAGUAACUGUUAAUAACAGAAGUUCUAUGAAUCUUUGGCUAUUUAGGUUGGUUGCAGAGAGUUUCUGUUCUGUUCUGUUCCCAGCAGUGGCGAAUCUUAUUAUUUGUGUUCUUUUAAUCUUUCUACCUUCAAAUCUGUGCCCCAAAAACCCGGAAUUUAUUCAGUCCAGUAGGAUAUGCCAGAUAACAGGUUGAUGUUUGUGUAAAAAGGCUAAACAUCUCUGCUAUGUUGUCAGGCCAACACGAAUAUGGACUUGUAUUAAAACAGGCCAAAAGGAACGUGGGCUAAUAUUAGAAUAGAGCCUUGAAUACUCUAUGUAGAUAUUGUGACUAUGUCAUAACUAUGUUAAUAGUCUGAACACAGACUAAAAAUUAAUAUGAUCCUAAAAACCAAACUUACAAGGUACAACCACAACAGUUAGAUUGUUUUGCUUUAUGAGCUAUAUACUGUAUGCUGGGUAAUGUGUUCUGUGUUGUGUGCUACAGUUAUGAGGAGAUGCCCCACAGAUGCUGCAAGGUCAUGUUGUUUUGUGGUUCAGAACCAUUUCUUGCCAGGGAUUAGUUGUUACAUCUCCCUCUUACAGUGCAAGGGAUCAUGGGAAAUAAUACCAGUAUAGCUUUUAGUCUGGUAUCCUCCAUUACUGAUCUGUGCAGCCUUCUUAGGACAGUUUCUGCAGUCAUUGCUUGUUCUUUAGUACACAUCAAAGCAUGUCAGCUGCAACAGAAAACCAUGAUAGGUUUAAAGGAGAACCGCACAUAAAAGGUAGUAUUUGCAGGGUGGAGUCUUCUACAAAUCUGCAUCAUUUUUCUUACCUGCUGCUAAAAGUAAAAGUAACGCAACAGGUUUGAGGGGCACAUUGCAAGUGAAAAUUCCUUAGAGGUAUGGGAUCUGGAUCUGGAAAACAGUUAUCCGGAAAGCUCAGAAUUACAGAAAGGCCACCUUCCAUAGACUCCAUUAUAACCCAUAUUGUCAAAAAUUAUUUCCUUUUUCUUUGUAAUAAUAAAACCGUACCGUGUACUUGAUCCCAACUAAGAUUUAAUUAAUCCUUAUUGGUUGCGAAAUCAUCUUAUUGGGUUUAUUUAAUGUUUACACGAUUUUCUAGUAGACUUAAGGUAUGAAGAUCGAAAUCACAGAAAGAUCCUUUAUCUGGAAACCCCAAGGUCCUGAGCAUUCUGGAUAACAGGUCCAACACAUGUAGCAUGAUAAGGUACCCUCCAACCCAACUGCACUACUCAACAGGUAAAUACAACUGGGUAGAGUUGGAGUGGCCAAUGGGUGAGGAGAGGACGGGCUCUCAGGAAAUACUACCUUUUAUAGGCUUUCUUUUCCUUUAAGGGAAUGAUCAACCGUCUAUUGUACCCCAUCUACUGCUGCACUGCACUUUCCAACAAUGCUGAAAAUGGAGGAGGUACAUGUUGAAGAUCACUGUCUCAGUGGCAUUGUCUGAAUUCUUUGACAUUAAAUUCUGCUAUCCUGCUGGUUUUUUUUCCACACUAAGUUUGAAAUAAUGACCCGAGUUAUUUGAGGUUUGUGUUUCAGAGCCUCUCACACUGGUCAUGGCUUGGCCUCUGCUAUCAAACUAAUGGUUGCACUUGAGAGUGUGUAUACAUAAGUAUAAUACAAAUACCAACUGCUUUAGUA